AUGAUUCUUGAAGGCGCGCCGGUGACGGGGCUGACGCUGCUCAUCUCGACUGUGUCAUCAGCAAUGGUACGGGGCCACUACACGCGUUACCGUAACCUGGCCUUUCCUGUAGACACGCUGGCGACCCCCCUCAGCAGCUUCGCGGUCGCAAAGCGCCUCCUGCUGCAGAGCAUUCCGGUAGGCCCGCUGGGCAUUUCUGUCAUGGAUGUAUUUCUCGCUAUCAACCUGCUCUAUCAGUUUCGCACGCUGGAGCGGCGAUGGGGGUCUAACUCGUACAUGGCGUUUGUCUUCAGUUCAGCCAUGCUUGGCGUGUGCGCCAUCCAACUCUUCGUCGCGGAGAGCGGGUCGAAGCAGCUGUCCAUCGACGCUGUCCGCAUCCUCUCUGCUGCCGGCACCAUCACCCCUUUGUCAGCGCUAGCCACUUGUUAUCUUCGGGAGGUACCGCCACGGUCGACAUUGGCUAUGCGCAUCCCUGGCACGAACUUCACCAUUUCCGAGAAGGCAUUGAUGCUGCUGCCGCUACUGAAGCUCGUGCUGUGCCCCAGCACACAGCUGCAGAUGCAGACGUUCCGCCGGGCAGCGGUGGAGGUCGACGUGGGUGUGUGGACACGGUUGUGGCUUGCCAUCAUCGGCGCUAUCUUUUCCAUGAUGUCAACCCGCUCGUGUGUCAUACGGUGGUGGCUGACGGUCUUCACUCGGUACAUGUGCCGGCCACUGUUGCGUUUCCUGCGGCCUCUGACAGAGGCUCUAUUUGGGCCGUCGUUCACUGUGGACCACGCCAAACCGCGGAGCGCGCAGCACCAGCAGGGCGGCAACGGAAACUUUCAACUGGGCAUCGGCAGCGCUCGCGGCAACUUCGGUGGCGCUGACGACGCUGGUGUUGUGGACGGUGGUCGAUACGUGGUGGAGAGCCUGACAGGUGAUGCCACGCUGGAGGAGGUACGUGCCCGCAUGCGCGCGCGGCGGCACAGGGCUCAACAGCAGCAGAGCCCACGUGCCGGAGUCGUAGCGGCCGGUGCGGUUGAUCCUGCGCGGCGUACCAGUCCCCAGGAGGAGGCGGCGAGAAACGAGGCAAUCGCGACUGUAGAGGAAAUUGGACUCAACGCGUCACGUGACGAGAUCAUCGCAGCACUGGACAUGACGGGAGGUCACCUUGAGAUGGCUGUGCAAAUCCUUCUGGGCAACUAA
Messenger RNA from Leishmania braziliensis MHOM/BR/75/M2904, 1188 nucleotides. RefSeq lists its product as hypothetical. The record is from RefSeq and is a predicted model, not a curated record. NCBI's taxonomy places the organism in Eukaryota, Euglenozoa, Kinetoplastea, Trypanosomatida, Trypanosomatidae. The coding region runs from base 1 to 1188 and encodes 395 amino acids. The transcript has a single exon. Gene Ontology annotation, molecular function: protein binding.